Molecule: messenger RNA, 1404 nt
Organism: Sabethes cyaneus
Lineage: Eukaryota; Metazoa; Arthropoda; Insecta; Diptera; Culicidae
Product: aquaporin-like
Exons: 4
Coding region: 341-1099 (252 amino acids)
Biological process (GO): transmembrane transport
Cellular component (GO): plasma membrane
Molecular function (GO): water channel activity
Source: RefSeq, a predicted model, not a curated record
UUUCGCGUCGACGCUAGCGCCAAAGUGCACCGCCACCGCCUCAAGAAGCUCCAUUAUCAGUAGCCCGGCAGCAGUACGUAAGGCGGUACACGGUUAGCACUUCCUCUCAGUAGAACUUCGGCGCAUCCGGCGAAAGCCAUCAGUCAGGCACAGUCAGUCAGUCCGAUCCCGGUGGCGGUUCACGCAGGAAGCGUUCCGAUCAAGAGAACUUUCGUACGGCCAUUAGCGGAGCGGUUCCUAAUCCGUGCGUGUCCGAAACUGAGCGAAAAACAGGUGUGUGAAGUGUUGUGUCAAUUUGUCCACUACUAAGUUACCUGCAAGGUGGUGUUCCAUUAAGCAUAUGAGCAUGAAGAAAUCAACCCUAGACAACAUCGCGAUUCUGCUGGCGGAACUGAUCGGCACCGGUCUGUUGGUGUUGCUAGGAUGCAUGGGCUGCGUAGGAGGACUGGGCCAUACGCCCUCGCAUUUCGAGCUGUGCAUCAACUUCGGUUUGGUGGUCAUGAUCAUCGUGCAGGUGUUCGGGUGUGUGUCGGGUUCGCAUCUCAAUCCGGCGGUGACCGUGGCCGCUUGGGUGUACGACAUGGUAUCUACCAAGAUGGCUCUCGGGUACGUUGCUGCUCAGAUUAUUGGAGCCUUCAUGGGAUUCGGAGCGUUGAAGCUGCUAACCCCGUCGGAUGUGUUCACAACUGCACUGGAAAACGGAGCCGGUUUCUGUGUGACCAGUCCGAAUCCACGAAUCAGUCUGGCUCAAGCCGUUGGUAUUGAAUACCUGGCCACAGGCGUUCUCGUGUUGGUUUGCUGUGGAGUCUGGGAUCCUCGUAAUGCCAAGCAUCACGAUUCGGUUGCGCUGAAGUUCGGUUUCACGAUCGGCUGCCUGGCGGUUGCUGCCGGUCCCUACACUGGUGCCAGCAUGAACCCAGCCCGUUCGCUUGGUCCGGUUCUGUGGAACGGAGUCUGGACAGCACACUGGGUAUACUGGCUGGGACCACUGAGUGCCGCCUUCAGUGUCGCUUUCCUGUACAAAACCGUAUUCCGACGUGAAGUCCAACAGAUUACGGCCUCGCCAAGCGAGCUAACUGCCCUGAAUACCGAGAAGUAGAACAAUGCUCAACACCAAAUCCAAAGCGUAUAUUAUACAAAAUAGAAAGAAUGUCGAAUUUGGAGUACCCACAAAAGCGAAACAAAGGCUGCAUUUCACUCUAUUCAUAAUGUCACUCCAAACCUCCUCAAAUAGACAGGAAUUAGCGCUUACUUACAGUUGCAAAACUAGAGAUGAGAAGAUGAACGUAACGAGUGCAACUAUCUAUAGACUCAUAGGUAUAGGAAAGCAAUGUUACUUUUUAAACUGUUACAUAUUUACUAGGAUACGUUGGUUUAAUUCAAAAUAAAGAUAUUGAAUUUUUU